AUGGCAGCAGUCAUCCGUAACGACCUCGGCUCAGCUCAGUACUAUGGGGCAGAGUGUUUAUCCAAAGGUGCAAAUAAAGGUAUCAAUCAUACCAGGAAUAUACAUGAGGACGAAAUGUCUACAACUCAUAUUAAUGCGACAAAGUCAUUGAUUCAGCAGAUGGCCGAGGAUCCUAUGCUGGUUUUGGAUCGAAUGGCAUUCCAGAAUGGAGCUGUUGACUUGGGUUUAGGCUUCCCAAAUUUCAAACCGGAAAAGAAAAUAACGGAGGCUCUCAGUGAAGCAGCUACAGGGAAUGAUUAUAUGUUGCAUCAUUAUACCAGGCCGUAUGUUAUCCUGUUGGAACCCUUCUAUACACCGUAUAAGGACAUGUUGAUGAUUCGUGGAGCCGUACCUGUGUUUGUACCACUGCAUCCUUGUCUUGAUGGUGAUAAACAGAGCAGUGCAGACUGGGUAAUCGAUAAAGCACAGUUAGAAAAUGCUGUAACUCAAAGAACGAAAGCGAUCUUCUUGAAUAAUCCAAUGAAUCCAUUGGGUAAGGUAUUCGACAGAGAAGAAUUAUUGGAUAUAGCAAACAUUUGCAUAAAACACGACCUUACAUGUGUUGCCGAUGAAGUCUACCAAUGGCUGACCUAUGGCGGGAAACAUCACAUGCACAUUGCGAAACUCCCGGGAAUGUGGCAGCGAACGAUCACCUUAGGAAGUGCUGGGAAAACAUUCAAUGUGACCGGAUGGAAGGUGGGAUGGUGCCUAGGUCCUAAACAUCUGAUACAAGUACUCCAAAACUACCAUUUUUUCUGCCAUUCGGACCAGCCCCAGUAUACUACAAGUAAGAAAACUCAAAGUAUCAACACAGAAAAGAGUGAGUCAGAAGCCGUGGCUGUUGCUUUUGAAAAAGAAAUGCUUAUUUUGAACACACCCGACUCUUACUUGCAUACGUUUCGUAAAAUGGCCGAGGAGAAACGAAACAAACUAUGUAAAUACCUCAACAAUGCUGGGUUCAAAGCCAUAGUACCCGAAGGAUGUUUUUACAUAAUAGCGGACAUUACAAAUGCACAAGGGGCUUUGAUGAACAAAUCAGAAAACACUGACGAAGCUCUAGAUUACAAAUUCGCCAAAUGGGCAGUUGUAGAGAAGAAACUGUGCGUGAUGCCAUUUUCAAUAUUCUUUUCGAAACAACAUCGCCACCUUUCCGAGAAGUACGUGCGGCUCUGCUUUGUGAAGACGGAUGAAACUCUGAAGAAAGCAAAGGAUAUUUUUGAUCAAUGGAACAAAAAUUGA
Pecten maximus is the source of this 1278-nucleotide messenger RNA. Its product is annotated as kynurenine--oxoglutarate transaminase 3-like. The transcript has 13 exons. Gene Ontology annotation, cellular component: cytoplasm; mitochondrion. Gene Ontology annotation, molecular function: pyridoxal phosphate binding; L-kynurenine:2-oxoglutarate transaminase activity. The coding region runs from base 1 to 1278 and encodes 425 amino acids. NCBI's taxonomy places the organism in Eukaryota, Metazoa, Mollusca, Bivalvia, Pectinida, Pectinidae. The record is from RefSeq and is a predicted model, not a curated record. Gene Ontology annotation, biological process: biosynthetic process.